This is a messenger RNA of Pyrenophora tritici-repentis Pt-1C-BFP, 1010 nucleotides long. Its product is annotated as Frr, Ribosome recycling factor. Gene Ontology annotation, biological process: translation. Gene Ontology annotation, molecular function: ribosomal large subunit binding. The record is from RefSeq and is a predicted model, not a curated record. Gene Ontology annotation, cellular component: mitochondrion. NCBI's taxonomy places the organism in Eukaryota, Fungi, Ascomycota, Dothideomycetes, Pleosporales, Pleosporaceae.
GUCAACAAUGUCACGCACUGCUCUACCUCGUGUAGCCCUACAACUCAGCUCUAGAAUCCCAUUAUGCGCACAUCCAAGGACACUUGAGGCACCAUGCCGUACCCUCCCUCUUCUUCGCACAUCAACACCACAAUGCCCUUCCUACUUUGUCCGAAACUUCUCGUCAAGUACGCAGCUGCAGAAAAAGGCCGGCAAAGCGAACAAAGCGCAUGCGCGAACCGAUUCGACCCCUCCCGUCGGCACAGUUGAAGAGCCCACAGCCACAGACAAGGCCUACGAUGUCUCUGAGCUGGAAGCUUCAAUUCUUAAAGCGCUUGAGAAGCUUACGCACGACCUUAGUCAAUUGCGCAGCGGGGGAAAGCUUAAUCCGGAAAUCGUGGAGAGCUUGAAGGUACAACUGGGCACGGCAAGCCAUGGCAAAGAAAGCGUUAGAUUGGGAGACAUCGCGCAAGUUGUGCCUAGAGGGCGAGUGCUGAACGUUAUUUGCGGAGAGGAAGCGCACGUAAAACCCAUAACCACGGCCAUCGCUGCUUCACCGCACUCGCUGACUCCCCUCUCCCCUGAGUCCAACAAUCCGCUCACUAUCCAGGUUCCACUUCCACCACCUACAGGCGAGUCGCGCCGUGCGGCUGUAGAUGCGGCUGGAAAAGCGUCUGAACGGGCUGACAGGCUCAUACAGCAAGCCCGCCAGGAACACAACAAGAAGCUCAGGCAGUACGGCUUGAACCGUGAAGUGCUCCCGGACGAUUUACAGAAAGCGAAAAAGCUGAUGGAGGAGGUGGUGAAGAAGGGCCACGUUGAGGUCAAGCGCAUUGUCGAUGGCGCAAAGAAGGUGCUUGAGAGUCAAUAAAUGCCAUCAACGUAAGCGUGUCAUGCUUGGCCGAAGCAGUGAGCUCCUGGCGGACGCACUGAAUCCCGGACGAACUCAGGACUUACGAGCUUCCCCCUUUUAGUACGCGUCUGGCUGAUGUGAGCUGAAAUUUAUUGUGCAAGCAUGGUAUUCCCAUGAC